GGCCUCCCGGGUAGGUGUCCUUGCUGGUUAGGGCCACGUCGCAGACCAUGGUGAUUUCAGACUCUGCUGAUAUACUCUUCAGAAUUCGAGGAGGUCUUGAUCUAGCUUUUCAGCUAGCUACUCCUAACGAAAUUUUUACCAAGAAAGCACUCAAGCAUGUGUUAAGUGACUUGUCAGCCAAGCUUUCUUCAAAUGCUCUUGUGUUCAGAAUUUGCCAUAGUUCCGUGUAUAUCUGGCCUAACAGUGACCUGAGCACCAACCCUGGAGAACUGACUGAUGGCUCUGCUUGUAAGAACAUUAUGCGCUUGAUUCAAUUUGAACAGGAAGAAGAUACAAAACGAAAAUUCAUGAGAAAGAAAGACAAAAAGCUGUCAGACAUGCAUCAGAUAGUCAACAUAGAUCUUAUGCUGGAAAUGUCAACCUCUCUGGCAGCCAUGACGCCCAUCAUUGAAAGAGAAAGUGGAGAGCACCACUAUGUCAGUAUGACUUUGCCUGUCGACGCAGUUAUAGCUGUUGCACCUGAAGAAACCUGGGGAAAAGUUCGGAAACUUCUAGUUGAUGCAAUUCAUAAUCAACUAACUGAUAUGGAAAAGUGUAUUUUGAAAUAUAUGAAAGGAACAUCUAUUGUGGUCCCUGAACCAUUGCACUUUUUAUUACCUGGGAGAAAAAAUCUUGUAACAAUUUCGUAUCCGUCAGGAAUUCCAGAUGGUCAGCUGCAGGCCUACAGAAAGGAGUUACAUGAUCUCUUCGAUCUGCCUCAUAACAGACCAUAUUUUAAAAGGUCCAAUGCUUAUCACUUUCCAGAUGAACCAUACAAAGAUGGAUACCUUAGAAAUCCACAUACUUACCUCAAUCCACCUAACAUAGAGACUGGUGUGGUUCACGUAGUCCAGGGCAUCUAUGGUUACCAUCAUUACAUGCAAGAUCGGAUAGAUGACAAUGGCUGGGGCUGUGCCUAUCGGUCUCUGCAGACCAUCUGCUCCUGGUUCAAACAUCAGGGCUACACGGAGAGAGCCAUUCCCACGCACAGGGAAAUUCAGCAGGCUCUAGUGGAUGCUGGGGACAAACCCGCAACAUUUGUCGGAUCACGCCAAUGGAUCGGAUCUAUUGAAGUACAGCUGGUACUAAACCAGUUGAUUGGCGUUACCUCAAAAAUAUUGUUUGUCAGCCAAGGUUCUGAAAUGGCCUCUCAGGGACGGGAACUGGCUAAUCACUUCCAGAAUGAAGGAACUCCUGUGAUGAUUGGAGGAGGAGUUUUGGCCCAUACAAUACUGGGAGUUGCAUGGAAUGAGAUCACGGGGCAAAUAAAGUAUCUGAUUCUAGAUCCACAUUAUACAGGUGCCGAAGACCUACAGGUCAUCUUGGAAAAGGGUUGGUGUGGAUGGAAAGGCCCAGAGUUUUGGAACAAAGACGCCUACUAUAACUUAUGCCUUCCUCAGCGGCCAAAUGUUAUUUAGCACAUCUUGAACACAAAGACUCUAGUAAAAUUGUAUUAUAAAAUUUAUUAAUAAAGAAUAAGCUUAAUUUCAAAGUAAAUCUGGAGGGUAGUUUAA
This is a messenger RNA of Sorex fumeus (smoky shrew), 1553 nucleotides long. It is a transcript of the gene UFSP2, whose product is annotated as UFM1 specific peptidase 2. The transcript is spliced from 12 exons. Bases 48 to 1457 code for a protein of 469 amino acids. Lineage: Eukaryota; Metazoa; Chordata; Mammalia; Eulipotyphla; Soricidae. The record is from RefSeq and is a predicted model, not a curated record.